AUGAAAGCAAAUCAGGAAGAAGUAGAAAGACUACGAAAGGAUAGAGAAAAAGAUGAAGAACACGCAAAAAAAAACAAUGAAGAAAUCAGAAGAUUAAAAACUGUUAUUGAUGACCCUAACAGAAGUGAUGAAGAGAAAGAAAGAGCUCGUAAAAGAAUAGUUUUAUUAGAAACUGAAAAUAGAAAGUUAAGAGACAAAAAUAAAGAAAGAGAUAAACAGAUUGAAGAAAAAACUAAAACUCCACCAGCACCUUCAGCACCAUUAGGCUUGUCUUUACCUAAACUAAUAGAAAAGGAAUUAAAAAGAAUAGAGAAAAUUACUGAUUCAGAAGAACAGAUUAAAGAAGCCGAAAAAGUAUGGAAAAUAUGCGAUAGAGUUUACGAUUUGGUUUAUAAUGUUCCUGAGGGGGUUAACCCUAGUGAGCCUUAUGGUUUUAAUCAUUUCAAAAAGUUAUACGAACAACUUAAAUAUGUAAAAAAUAAACUACCUAAAAGUAAAAAAGGUGCAAAAAAACCAAAUUCAAGUUUGGGAGAAAAUAAUGAUGAAACUUUUUCUGAGUUAACUUUUGAUGAAGUUUCCAAAGAUGAAAAGGAAUAUAUUAAUUGCCAACAAUGUUUUAAGGAAAUUAAGUGUGUAAAUGAGAAUAAAAAUUUUACCAAAUACUUAAAUGUUAUUCCGGAUGGGGAUGACAUCUACUGCCGUGCUUGCUACCAAUUAGUAAAACAAGAACAAAAAAAAAGAGAAGAACAAGAAGUUCGUUCUUGUAAGUUCUGCUCUACUGAGCUAGUAAAAGAAGGAAACUUAAAAUACUCAUUAAGAAUUUGUGAUAAGGAUAAUUGUUUACUUAAAUUAGAUAAAGAAUUAUAUCCUAAUAAAUAUUCGCAAGCAAAUGGUGAUAUAGAUAAUUUAGGCAAUAAGAAACAAAAUCCUACUAGUUCUAAUAGUCAAGAAUUAGACUCUAAAAAACAGCAAUUAAAAGACUUAGAGACUAAAGCUAAAGAACUAAUUAAACCUUUACCUUUAGAUACUCAAAUUACUAUCCUACAGAAAGAAAUCAAAAUUUUAGAAACUAAAGCUACUAAAAACUCUCUAGAAGAAGUAUUGUUAUCCAGCAAAAAGAAAGAGUUAGAAGAGUUAUUAAAAAGACAGAAUAAUUCUAACAUCAAUAAUAGUAAACCUGCUGAUAAAGUUAUUCUUUAUAUUGGAUGUGGAAUAGUAGGAGUUGCUUUAACCUGCGACACAAAUUUCACGGAAGAACUACAAAAAGAGCGAGAAGCAAAAGGCUUUAGUUAUGAAGAAUGUUCUCUUAACCUUCAGGAAUUUAUUAGUUUAAAGGAACUGAAAUGCUCUCGAAAUCAACUAACUUGCCUUGUUCUGCCGGAAAAUGGAGAAAAACUGAUUGUCUUAGAUGUAAGUGAUAACCAAUUAACUGAAUUAAUUUUAGGCGAUAAUAGGGGAUUUGUUGAACUUAACUGCCGAAGUAAUCUUUUGACCAAAAUUAAUUUUAAACAACUAAAUCCACAAAAACUAAAAAAAAUUAACUUGGAAAACAACAAUUUUUUUGAACAAGAUCUAACUUUUUUAAAAAACUUUUCUAAUUUAGAGGAAGUUAACAUUGGCAAUUAUAACAAAAAAAAGAUUAAAAGUAAUAUUUACAACCGCUUUUGUGGUUCUUUAGAACCCUUAAGAAGUCUAACUAAAUUAAAAUCGCUAAGUAUUAGUAAUACUGAAAUUGACAGAGCCACUGAAAGUGCUAAGGUUAUUUUUUCUUUGUUACCACAGAUUGAAGAAAAAAUUAAGAUCUCUCCUAUAUUCCAAGAAGGUAAUCAAAAAUGUUAUAAAUUAAAAAAGUUAAUUGUAAAAGAGUUGAAAGUUACUUACGAGUUUUCUUCUGAUAAAAAUAAAGAGAAAAAGGAAAUCUUGAAAUUUUCCCCGCUUACAAAGCACCAUUCAUUAGAAGAAACUAAGAAAAAAGUUGAGGAAAUUAAACAAAAGCUCAAUAGUGAUAAUCCUAUUUUGGCCAUAGUGGAAAGUGAUGAUUUUAAAAUAGACAAAAUUAUAGAAAAGUCCAAAUUACCUAAGGAUGCUAAAAGCAAUCCUGAUAAAGAAAACAUAGGUAAUCCUUUGCUCCCAAUUACUACUUAUCAUGCUGCCAUCUAUUUGGGUAAUAGUCAGGUAGCUCACAUAGCAACCUACAGUCUUAAAAGAAUAUCAGGCAAAGUUAAACUACAGCAAAACUUUCAGGAAGAGAAAAGCAUUAGUUCCUAUUUAAAACCAAUAUUUAGUUCCCUCAACUCUCACUCUACGGCCGGAGAAAGCACGAGAGCACAGAUUAUGGAGCAUAUUCUAAGAACAAUUUUUAUCCAACAUGCCAAAGAGCAAUAUAGCUUCCUCAAAAAAAACUGCCAACAUUUUGCUACUCUUUGUGUCUAUGGAGUGCCUUUUUCAGAUCAGGUUAUAAGUGCUGUAAGUAAAUUGGGGGUAUCGUUCAAUUUCGAUUUAGCGAAAGAAAUAAUUAAAAGCAACGAUGAAUUUGAAGUAGUGGAUUUAGAAAAGAUUCUUGUGGAGAUUAAAAUAGAAGCACAGACAAAAUUAUUGUUAACCAUUCAUGUAGAUAUUUUUAAAGAAUUAAGUCAAGAAGAACAGAAGAGAAUGGAAAGAGACAAUCCUAUCAACUAUCUCCUUCACGAUGUAGAAGGGCAAAAGUUAUUAAGUAAAGAAGAACUUGGAAGAAGGUUAAGGAAGGUAACUACAAAAGUAAGCGAUAAUGAAAUACAAAUUGUUCAUCAGUCAUACAAGGAAUGUGUAGUAUUAAGUGAUUGGUUAAGAAAUUUGCAGGAUGAAAAACAAUAUGAAAAACAUAUUAAAGAGGAAUUUAAGCAAGUAGACAAAGAAAAUCUUAAUUCUAGUCUCCCCCUAGUUACCGUUGCCUGUAUUGCUUGCAAUUCAUCCAUUCAGGAAAAUGAAGAAAUUUAUUAUUUUAAGAGCAGACCGCAAGAGAUUAUUUGUAAUUCGUGCAAGGCACAGUGCCUAGAAAAUUACUUUAAAGGUUAUAUGAAAGGUAUUAAAAAAGGAAGAGAUAUUGGUCGCAGAAUAACAGAAAUCGAAAGUUUUUCUAUUGAUGAAAAAGAUAAAGAGAACCGAAAAAAACUUCAGCAACAAAUUCAACAAAACUUAGAUGAUGAUAACAAAAAAAAACUCCAAUCCAAUAUCGAAAUUUCUCCCAAAAAAUAA
Molecule: messenger RNA, 3234 nt
Organism: Funneliformis geosporum
Lineage: Eukaryota; Fungi; Glomeromycota; Glomeromycetes; Glomerales; Glomeraceae
Source: the annotation of a GenBank genome assembly